Messenger RNA from Mastomys coucha (southern multimammate mouse), 978 nucleotides. RefSeq names its product cytochrome P450 3A11-like. The record is from RefSeq and is a predicted model, not a curated record. NCBI's taxonomy places the organism in Eukaryota, Metazoa, Chordata, Mammalia, Rodentia, Muridae. Gene Ontology annotation, molecular function: oxidoreductase activity, acting on paired donors, with incorporation or reduction of molecular oxygen; heme binding; iron ion binding. The transcript is spliced from 10 exons. The annotation marks the transcript as partial. Gene Ontology annotation, biological process: oxidative demethylation; steroid metabolic process.
AUGGACCUGGUUUCAGCUUUCUCACUGGAAACCUGGAUGCUCCUGGCAAUCAGUGUGGUGCUUCUUUACCGAUACGGGACCCGUAAACAUGGACUUUUUAAGAACCAGGGAAUUCCUGGGCCCAAACCUCUGCCUUUUUUAGGCACUGUGCUGAAUUACUACAAGGGUUUUUGGAAAUUUGACAUGGAGUGCUACAAAAAGUAUGGAAAAAUAUGGGGGUUGUUUGAUGGUCAAAUGCCACUGUUUGCCAUCAUGGACCCAGAGAUGAUUAAGAAUGUACUAGUGAAAGAAUGCUUUUCUGUCUUCACAAACCGGCGGGACUUUGGCCCAGUGGGGAUGAUGGGCAAAGCUGUCUCAAUAUCUAAGGAUGAGGAAUGGCUCCUCAGUGUGUUAGGUGCUUACAGCAUGGAUGUGAUCACCAGCACAUCAUUUGGAGUGAGCGUCGAUUCCCUCAACAACCCGAAGGAUCCUUUUGUGGAGAAAGCCAAGAGGCUCAUAAGAUUUGAUGUUUUUGAUCCAAUGUUCUUGUCAGUAGUUCUCUUUCCAUUCCUUACACCAGUAUACGAGAUGUUAAAUAUUUCCAUGUUCCCAAAGGAUUCAAUAGCAUUUUUUAAAAAAUUUGUGGGCAAAAUGAAGGAAAACCGCCUGGAUUCUAAGCAGAAGCAUCGAGUGGAUUUUCUUCAUCUGAUGAUAAACGCUCAUAAUAAUUCCAAAGACAAAGAGUCUCAUAAAGCCCUUUCUGAUGCUGAGAUCACAGCCCAGGCAGUUAUCUUUAUUUUUGCUGGGUAUGAAGCCACCAGCAGCACACUUUCCUUUGCCCUGUAUUCCUUGGCCACUCACCCUGAUAUCCAGAAGAAAUUACAGGAGGAGAUCGAUGAGGCUCUGCCUAAUAAGGCACCUCCCACUUAUGAUAUCAUGAUGGAGAUGGAAUACCUGGAUAUGGUGAUGAAUGAAACCCUGAGAUUAUAUCCCAUUGCU